AUGGCAAGCCAUGCAACUCUUGCCUCCUCCAGAAUCCCUUGCAGCAUGGGGUUCCACUCCAAGACCAACUCACCCUGCUUUACCAAGAGGCUAGAGUUUGCUGAAUUCUCCGGACUAAAAUCAUGCUCGAGCAUCACUUUUGCAGGGCACAACAGAGAAGCAUCCUUCUCGGAUGUGUUGGCCUACCAGUUAUCUACCAAGGCAGCUAGAGCUGUUCCUCCAAAAGGGGUGACUAUUGCAAAGUUGAAGGUUGUAAUCAAUGGUUUCGGGAGAAUAGGUCGAAACUUCCUCCGCUGUUGGCAUGGCCGGAAGGAUUCACUGCUGGAGGUCAUCGUCGUCAACGACAGUGGUGGUGUCAAGAAUAUCAUUGGCCAAAGAAGGCAGAUUCAACAGGAGGUUGGCAACUUCAAACAGUAG
Zingiber officinale is the source of this 417-nucleotide messenger RNA. Its product is annotated as glyceraldehyde-3-phosphate dehydrogenase B, chloroplastic-like. Gene Ontology annotation, cellular component: chloroplast. NCBI's taxonomy places the organism in Eukaryota, Viridiplantae, Streptophyta, Magnoliopsida, Zingiberales, Zingiberaceae. The transcript has 4 exons. The record is from RefSeq and is a predicted model, not a curated record. The coding region runs from base 1 to 417 and encodes 138 amino acids. Gene Ontology annotation, molecular function: glyceraldehyde-3-phosphate dehydrogenase (NAD+) (phosphorylating) activity; NAD binding. Gene Ontology annotation, biological process: glucose metabolic process.